GGUGACGUAAAAGAACGCGUGCGCAGUAGAAGCAUCACGAGCCCUUUUCUGUCGGUGGUCGCGGCCUUUGCGGAGGUGUCUCCCUGUGUUCCCGAAGACCGACGUGAGGACUCUACCUAGGCUGUCACCAUGGCGAUGCAAGCGGCUAAACGCGCGAAUAUUCGUCUGCCUCCUGAAGUCAACCGAAUUUUAUACAUCAGAAAUUUGCCAUAUAAAAUCACAGCGGAAGAAAUGUAUGAUAUUUUUGGAAAAUACGGACCUAUUCGACAAAUCAGAGUAGGAAAUACUCCCGAGACUAGAGGAACAGCUUACGUUGUCUAUGAAGAUAUCUUUGAUGCCAAAAAUGCUUGUGAUCAUCUGUCAGGAUUCAACGUGUGCAACAGAUAUCUUGUGGUCUUGUACUAUAACGCAAACAGGGCAUUCCAAAAAAUGGAUACAAAGAAAAAGGAAGAACAGCUGAAACUCCUGAAGGAGAAAUAUGGAAUAAACACAGAUCCGCCAAAAUAAAACCCUCGGCCUUUGUGAGGGACCUGGGUAUAUGGACAAAGUUAUCCUUUGUUAUUUUCUGGACAAAAACUUCCCCACAAAUAUGUGUGUCUGCUUUAAAGCACUGCAGUCUUUAGUGCUUAAUUUUCUUUUACACAGAACACAAGACAUGAUGAUCCCAGAGGAAUUUAUAAUUAGCACGUUAACUCCAGUAUGUUUUUCUGGUUGGCAUUUCAGUAUGAAGAUUCACCAAGGCAUUUCAUUUGAUGAAAUUCCCUGCAAAUCAGAGGUUUAUACAAAGGUGUUAUGUGUCGUGAAUACACCAAUUAACUGUUAUGAGACAAGGAAACAUUUUUUUAAAUUGUGUUAAAUGUCAUAAGAGCAUAUACAUAUAGGCUGACUGCUGGCUGUUCCCCGCCCUCGCCCCACUCUGGUGUGAAAAGUUGCCCCAGAAGUGCUCUCGCUUUCCCCACAGAAAGCAAGAAGCACGUUCGGGGCAAGAGGAAGCGCGUCAGGUCAAGAUGUCUUGCCCCAACAUGCUUCCGGUCCCACUGCACACCCCAGCACCAGGAGGUAAUCAGCCAUAUUCUUCAAGUUUGUGUUAGGUUUCUGUCAGAAGGGUAUCUGAAUACUUUCCUUGACCAGAACGCUUUGUAUUACCUUGAGUGAUUCAAACAGGAUGAGCUUACGUGGGUAUGGAAUGAGAUGUGGGGAGGGGCCCCUGUUCCUCUCAUGUCCACUCUUGCUGGUAAAGUACAGCUUAAUGAUGCUUCCCCUGCAGCUGAGGUUGCCAUCUUCCAACCGGCUCAAAACUGUUGUAUUUUUAAGAUAGGCUGUAGCUGACAGGAGCCAGGUGCCUGUACUUCUUUCCAUAAUAAGUCUGGCAAAGUGGACCACCCAAGCAGGCUAAAACUGCCCGAUACUUCCAUUGCAGGCUGUACAGAUAGAGGAGCGCCAAGAUGGGACCAUCAUUAUAGCUGUUCUUGAUUAAGACAGGUUUGGUUAGUCUGUUUGCUUUUCUCACGUGGAAGCCCAGUUCAUUUGGGGCUAAGGAUUUGUUUUCCGCUUCUGUAUACCACCUUCCUUUUUAUUUGCUAAUUUUGUCAUGAACUUGUAAUUAAAAUUGAUUAUGUGGUCCUGA
Molecule: messenger RNA, 1627 nt
Organism: Sphaerodactylus townsendi
Lineage: Eukaryota; Metazoa; Chordata; Lepidosauria; Squamata; Sphaerodactylidae
Gene: SF3B6
Product: splicing factor 3b subunit 6
Exons: 4
Coding region: 130-507 (125 amino acids)
Cellular component (GO): cytoplasm; nucleus; ribonucleoprotein complex
Molecular function (GO): mRNA binding
Source: RefSeq, a predicted model, not a curated record